UUAUUAACGUCUAGUUAUACAUGUCAAUAUUACGUCGUGUUUUUCCAACUUUUGCGCAAUCAGUUUGCAGUCCGAUAGUUUCAUAUUUGAAUAAAGUCAAAUAUACUGCAAAGAUGUCUAAAAAAACGGCACUGUUGUUAAUAGCUGAUGGUUCUGAAGAAAUGGAAGCAGUAAUAACAACGGAUGUUUUACGACGAGUUGGAAUUGAUGUUACUGUUGCUGGUCUUACUGAAAACCCAUGUGUCAAAUGCAGCCGCGAUGUAAAAAUAUGUGUUGAUGCAAAACUUUCAGAUGCAGUUAAUCAAAAAUAUGAUGUUGUAAUAUUGCCUGGUGGUCUGAAUGGUUCAAAGGCAUUCGCAAAUUCUUCAGAAGUAGGGAAAUUAUUACAACAGCAAGAACAAGAAAACAGACUUAUUGCUGCUAUUUGUGCUGCACCAACUGCAUUAAAGAUUCAUGGUAUUGCAAAAGGAAAGAAGAUCACCUCUUAUCCUGCAAUGAAAGAUCAACUAACAGAUUAUUAUAAAUAUUUGGAAGAUAAAGUUGUAAUCGAUGGCAACUUGAUUACAAGCAGAGGUCCGGCAACUGCAUUUGCUUUUAGUUUAGCUAUUGCUGAAAAAUUGAUUGAUAAACAAACAGCAGAUGACACAGCAAAAGCUAUGUUGUAUAGAAAUUAAAAUAUCCUUACAUAAGCACAUUAUGUAUAUUAUAUGCUACUCACAGUGGAUAAUUAUGUUUAUGUUGUUUAUUCAAAUUUAAUAAAUCAAUAUACAUUAUUA
This is a messenger RNA of Frieseomelitta varia, 776 nucleotides long. Its product is annotated as protein dj-1beta-like. Gene Ontology annotation, biological process: guanine deglycation, glyoxal removal; protein deglycation, glyoxal removal. The record is from RefSeq and is a predicted model, not a curated record. Gene Ontology annotation, molecular function: protein deglycase activity. Gene Ontology annotation, cellular component: cytosol; nucleus. Bases 21 to 674 code for a protein of 217 amino acids. The transcript is spliced from 4 exons. Lineage: Eukaryota; Metazoa; Arthropoda; Insecta; Hymenoptera; Apidae.